GGUCUGUAGCACUUUUUUUUUGCUUCUCCUUCUUCCUCUGGUCUCCUUCAGUUGGUGCUGAUUGCACCCAACUGGUUGCAGGUGAGACUGGCUGCAGGCUUGGCCCUCUGCCUCAGCCUGCCAUGAGUUUUUGACUUUUUUUUUUUUUUUGUAGCUUUGGCCUGGUGGGACCAGCCAUUUUUUCGUGAGUAUGUCUUUCUUAUCAUUUUAUGAUGGUCUUUUUUGUUAGUUUAGUUUGUUGUGGUUGUGGCUUCGACGGCCCUGUGUAGAUUUAUCCCACUGCCACACCUUUUUGUUUUAUUUGGCUGGCUCACCAGGUCCAUCUUUUGUUUGAACUUUGAGUUUUGACUUUUGGAUUAGUAAUUUAUUUUGGGAAGACAAUGGUCCUUAAAAUUUCCCUCUCUCUUUUUUGCAGCUUUACUGUGGGCUGGGUUAAUGUUUAUUGACUGCCUGAUAAAAUUCCAUCACCUAUAAAAACUGCAGCAGACUCCAGCAAACAGCCUGCUGCUGCUCAGGGCCCGAGGGAAAACAAGACAAAUCAGGAAUCGUUGGUUACGUAAAUCAAAGAAAUGGUCACAAAAACCGUCUCAGUGGCACUCGCGUUGCUGCUGUUGGCAUCUGCUGCCACCUUUGUGGGGGUCUUCUUUGGCGUGAAGAGGAGAGAGACGGGUUACCUGAAGGCAGCUGUGGCGGCAGAUGCUGGUCCGUGUUCAGAGGUCGGCAGAGACAUACUUUUAAAAGGAGGGUCUGCAGUCGAUGCCUCUAUAGCCACAUUAUUAUGUGUUGGACUAAUGAAUGCUCACAGUAUGGGGAUAGGUGGAGGCCUUUUCCUUAUGAUCUUUGAUGCAAAAACUGGGAAAACUGAAGUCAUUAAUGCCAGAGAGACAGCACCCCGCAAUGCAACAAGGGACAUGUUUGGGAACAGUACAGAUUUAUCUCAGAAGGGAGGCUUAUCCAUCGCUGUACCAGGAGAGCUUCUAGGGUACAAGACGGCCCACGACCGUCACGGCAAACUGCAGUGGAAAGAAUUGUUCCAGCCAAGCAUUGAGCUCGCAGAAAAAGGAUUUCCUCUGGGCAGAGCGCUCGCCACAGCUUUGUCCAAAAACAGAAACACCAUCCGAAAAGACGAAGCUCUGUGUGAGGUGUUUUGUGGAAAAAAUGGUGACAUUCUAAAAGAAAACGAAACCAUUAAAUUUACCAAACUGGCAGAAACCUACAGAAAGAUAGCUGAGAAGGGAGUUAAAGAGUUUUAUGAGGGCGAAACGGCUGAGAAUCUUGUCAGAGAUAUUCAGGCAUCAGACGGCAUCAUCACAAUGGAGGAUCUGAAGAACUAUGAGCCUGUCUUGGAUGAAAAUCCUUUAAGGGUGAAUGUGGGGGAGUACACCAUGGUUGUUCCCAAUGCCCCCGCUAGCGGGCCUGUGCUAUCACUGAUAUUAAACAUCUUGAACGGGUAUAAGUUCAAUGCAGACAGUGUAGCAAGCACAGAGAAAAAGGUCCUGACCUACCAUCGCAUCGUGGAGGCAUUUCGUUUUGCAUACGCCAAGAGAUCAAUGCUCGGAGAUCCGUACUUCCUCAACAUCACAGAAUUAAUCCACAACAUGACUUCUACGUCUUAUGCGGAUAGUAUCCGUGAAAAGAUCACUGAUGAAACAACCCACCCAAUAAGUUACUAUGAACCAGACUUUUACCUGCCAGACAAUCAUGGGACGUCACACCUGUCUGUGGUCUCAGAGGACGGAAGCGCCGUGUCGGCCACCAGCACCAUCAACCAUUUUUUGGGCUCCAAAGUCUUGUCGAGAUCAACGGGGAUUCUUUUCAACAACGAGAUGGACGACUUCAGCUCCCCGCUCAUCACAAAUGGCUAUGAUGUUCCUCCGUCCCCGAACAACUUUAUCAAGCCAGGGAAAAGACCAAUGUCUUCGAUGUGUCCAGCCAUCCUUUUUGACAAAAACAACAAAGUAAAGAUGGUGGUCGGAGGUUCAGGAGGAACAAAAAUCACCACUUCUGUUGCUCAGGUUAUUCUGAAUGCUCUGUUCUUCAACUAUGAUCUGAACAAAGCUGUAACAGAACCGAGGUUCCACAACCAGCUGAGUCCCAACAAAACCGAGGCAGAACCUGACUUUGACAAAAAUAUCCUGGAUGGUUUGAUGGAAAAGAACCACGAGACAAAAUAUCUGACUUCAACAGGAGCUAACAUUCAGGCUGUGGUCCGAUAUGAAGACGGUCUGCUCGCCAAGUCGGAUCCUCGUAAAUUUGCGUAUGCAGCUGGGUACUGAGGUCAUCAGCACACCUCAUGCAGCGUGAAUGUUUGAACUUUGACACCAUCGGUUAAAACCUUACGGAUUAAAACCUUAAAGCCAACAACAACCAUCAAUAAUGUGAGACAGGUGUUCUGCACAAAGUUACAAUAAUGUUCCAUCACACAGUGUUUAAGUUAUUUCUAAUCUCUGCUGAAUUUGUGUGUCACAUUAUGGUUUUGUAAGUAAUAAAAAUGUAAAGCAUGUUUUUAAAGGAAGUUAUGCAUCGUUUUAGACAUUUAUUUGAAAAAACGAAAUCAGUGCAACACAAAAGUGCUGAUCCUACACUUUUUAAGACAAAGCACAAUGUUUGGGAUCACACAUCACAAAAGUUCAGAUUCUUACCUAUUUAUUAAGUACUUUUUGAAAUUAUUAUCAGACUCCGGCUGCCUUUGGCUGUUAAACAUGAGGUAUAGGAGGAUGAUGGGUAACAAAGAGCUCAGUCUGUAACACCUCAGGGACAGAUUGUUCCAGCAAAAACGAUAAUGACUCAAAAUAAUUUCCCACAGCCCUGAGUGCAGCAGUAGUGACCUCAUCUUAUUAUAUCUGGUGAACCCCCCCCACCCCCACCCUCCAUCACCACUGGGAUCAAGGAGUCAUCUCUUCUCCCCUGAAUGAAAAUGCUCUUAAUGUUUUGGAUGAUGUUUCAAUAAAGGGAUUUUACAAGAAGAAA
Molecule: messenger RNA, 2970 nt
Organism: Austrofundulus limnaeus
Lineage: Eukaryota; Metazoa; Chordata; Actinopteri; Cyprinodontiformes; Rivulidae
Gene: ggt1b
Product: gamma-glutamyltransferase 1b
Exons: 14
Coding region: 570-2276 (568 amino acids)
Biological process (GO): glutathione catabolic process; peptide modification; regulation of immune system process
Cellular component (GO): plasma membrane
Molecular function (GO): glutathione gamma-glutamate hydrolase
Source: RefSeq, a predicted model, not a curated record